Molecule: messenger RNA, 1409 nt
Organism: Corapipo altera (White-ruffed manakin)
Lineage: Eukaryota; Metazoa; Chordata; Aves; Passeriformes; Pipridae
Gene: ZNF740
Product: zinc finger protein 740
Biological process (GO): regulation of transcription by RNA polymerase II
Cellular component (GO): nucleus
Molecular function (GO): DNA-binding transcription factor activity, RNA polymerase II-specific; RNA polymerase II cis-regulatory region sequence-specific DNA binding
Source: RefSeq, a predicted model, not a curated record
CCCCGGCAGCGCCGCAAGCGGGUUCCCAGCGCCGAGGGACCCCCGAGCUCGUCCCGCCGCUCCCAGUCCCAGAUGGUGGUGAUCGAGCAAAACGGGUCCUUCCAGCUCAAGAACUUCAUCUGCGACCACUGUUUCGGGGCCUUUCGGAGCAGUUACCACCUCAAACGGCACAUCCUCAUCCACACUGGGGAGAAGCCCUUUGAGUGCGACGUGUGCGACAUGCGCUUCAUCCAGAAGUACCACCUCGAGCGGCACAAGCGGGUGCACAGUGGGGAGAAGCCCUACCAGUGCGAGCGCUGCAUGCAGAGUUUCUCCCGCACGGACCGGCUCCUGCGGCACAAGCGGAUGUGCCAGGGCUGCCAGGGCAAGACCCCCCCUGACUCCCAGCUCCUGCUGUGAAAUUCUGGGAAUUCUGGGGGUGCUGGAGGAAGGGGGAGCCUCCCUCCUGCACCCCCCACCCUCUGCAUCCUCUGCUUCACCCGGAUUUUUCACCCUGAGCUGAGAACUCCUAAAAAAACCUGGAGCGUUCCCAGUGUGAAAAACUCGGAUCUUUCCCACCCUUCUGGCCUAAAAACUGGGAUAAUGAGCCCAAAAAUCGUCCUGGAAUCUUCAAGCUGUGCCCUCCUCAUCGUUGGAUCCCUAAAUCCACCCCACAUUCCCCCACAGGACAGACUGGGAGCCCCCAAACUGCUCCAAAUCCCAGCAGGUUUGAGGUACCUAGGACAUAGGUAGGAGGGUCCCGCUGGGAAUGACAUCUCCAAACCUGCUUUUUUGGGGGGAAAAAGGAGGAAAACUAAGGAUUUUGGGGGGUGUCCCGGCUUCAGGAGGGUGGCAAAUUCCCCCUUUUUAUGGAAAACAGAAAGAGAAUGAGGAACUUGGGGGUGUCCCUGUUUUGGGACUCGGCAGCACUUCCCAUUCCCUCUGGAAUUCCUGUGGAUUCCAGGGACGUUUCUCCUGUUUCCACGUGGUUUUGGGAGGGGCUCCCUGUGUCUCCCCCUGCACCUGUGGGGGGGGCUGCACCUGGAGGGGGGGUGAAGGGACCCCCAUUUCCCAGAAAACCCCAUUCCCAGGGGGAGGAAAAUCCUGGAAACCUCCAUUCCCUGGGGUGGGAAAACCAUGGAUCUGCUGAGGGGGAGUGGCUGGAAGAUCCAGGAUGUCCCAAAAAACUCUGGGGGUCCCCCCCAGUGCUCCCCCCCACAUUUUGGGGGUCUCAUGCCUCCCCCAAUCACAGACUGCUCCAAGGGGGGACAAAGCUGAUGAAUUUUGGCCCCCCCUUUUUUUUUGGUGCCCUGACCCCCCUUUCUGGACCUGCAGGACUUUGGGGACACCCCCCCCAAUGACGCUUCAAAAAAGGCUUUGGCUCUGCUGAGCCCCCCCCCCCCUAAAUUUGGGGGUCAAGGAGGGUGGUU